This is a messenger RNA of Schistocerca americana (American grasshopper), 2772 nucleotides long. RefSeq lists its product as uncharacterized. The record is from RefSeq and is a predicted model, not a curated record. The transcript has 6 exons. The coding region runs from base 1 to 765 and encodes 254 amino acids. NCBI's taxonomy places the organism in Eukaryota, Metazoa, Arthropoda, Insecta, Orthoptera, Acrididae.
AUGGACGAGGCGUACCAGCUGGUCGAAGACAUCCAGUGCCGCGUCGCCGCGGACUGCAUCGACUCCUGCUCCGCGCGAUGGUUGGCCGACAUGGAAUGGAACGUGGAAACGCUGAAAACGGAUCAUCUGAGGGACACUAUACUCUCCCAGUUACUGCACACCGUUCGGAGCAUCACAAAAGCCAUAGAUGAGAGGGUCAUAUGUUACGUCGGAAGAGCUUUACGUCUGCUGCACGUUAACGGAACCGCACUCGAAGCCAUCAUGGCGGUACACCGGGAUCUCCUCUCCAACAACUUGCGAGACGCUGCGCAGCUGUUCUCACUCGGUGCGACGCACCUCUCACAACUGGUGGUUCCACUCGCGUUCGAACACAUGGGUAACCACACGACUCUUCAGCGACUCGAUGGAUGGAUUAAGGACAUGGAAAGUGUGAGGGACAUGCUAGACGGGAAAUUAAAGGAUUGGGUACAUGACAUACAUUCCAUCUUGGAGCAGAUGCCGACAUACAAGAUAGAAGAAGACAAGAACGGAACUGAGGAGUAUUUAAUAAGGUUGCCGCUGUUGAGUCAUCGCCUACUGAUCUAUCACGUUCCGCAACUCUCCUUCCGUGAAGACUUUGGUGCGCUAUGCAAGGAGCAACAGCCACGGGCUUCACAAAUGUUCGGCCUCGCCGACGCGCUGUACACCUUCUUCCGUACCUUCUGGUUUCAACAUGUACUCGGUGCAAGUUUUCACUAUGUAAAUACUGUAGAUGAGGAGUGGUAGCUGGAGGACAGAAGCAACGCUACGCUGUACGUGGAUACUGGCUGCAUGCAGGUGCUGGCCAACGCGCUGGACCACCCCACGUGUCCACUGGAAGACCUGCCACCGGAGGCCACCGAGCAGCGCGAGCGUUGUCGCGUGCAGCUGUGGAAUGACAUGGUGCAGAGGUCGCCCUACUUACCCGUCACCAGCUACCUGGCCUACACGCAGAGGGCGAACGUCAACCUCUGCCUCUUGGCCUGGAUGGCUGCCAACUCGUUCAGCAUUUGUCAGGACGUACCCUUUAGUAUGUUACGGUCUGUACACGAUGCUCGCUGCUAUUUCGAUAAUCCUGAUGACCAAUCAUGUCUGGGAUCGAACGCUACGGAUGCAAUCUGCUCUGUUUCCAGAGCUAUUCUGUUCAUGAAGUGUCGCGACUUUUUCUCCCUUAAGCCUGCCGAGAAAUGUGUCGUCGGACUUCAUGCGGAUGGAUCGUACGUAAAGAUGUUCAAUCAAAUGUGGAGAGAAGGUGAUUUCGAAGGGGAUGGAAAGCCAACAGAAAUAACACUGAGCUACAAAGACAGUUUGAACAAUGCCACCUUGAAAUACAAGGACUUUAAAAUCGACAACUUACAACUUUUAGAAAUUUCAUUUAUAGCAGUAAAUAUUCUUUUCCGAUUUUUGGCUGCCGGAGUAUACACGUACCUUCCCCACUUACGUAAUUUACCCGGAAAAAUAUUCUUGUGCUUUCAGAUCACGGGUAUAAUCCAGAUCCUGUGUUCUGAGGUCGUGUAUCGUAUGGCAGGUGUGCCUGAUUUAUCUACGGCGGUGCUAAUCGAUAGCGCCCUCACACUUCUCGGCUGCGUCUGGCUAAACUCAUUCUGCUACCAAAUGUACGCGUGCAUUCGUCACCUGAGGCUUCCUAACGACCUACUACCUGCUGAAGCAAGAAAAGUAUUCUGUCGUCAGGCGCUGUAUGCUCUAAUAUCCUGGAGUGUAGUAUGUGCAGCAUGUGUUGCCUUGGAAAAAACGAGUAAGUAUUAUUUGUUCCACAGUCGAAUAAUAUUGCUCGUGGGAAUUUCACUUUCGAUAGCUUUUAAUUUGGUUUGCCUCGGACUAGUGGGGUACAUGUACAUACGUACUCGGAACUCCAUGCGCCAACUCAAAAUUUACAGUAAAAAUAAAUUUGGCUCAAAGAAAGAUGUUCUGUUUAUGUCAGUGAAGACUGUUAUCCUAAGUGGUAUAGGUGUGAUUAUUAGAAUUGGGUUCCACCAGGCACAAGGUAUUGCACAGUUCGUGUACUACGUGCACAUAGCUACGAUGAUGCAGGGGCCAGUGCUGUUCGUUUUUUUCAUUUGCAACGGAACAACACUGCCUCUGCUCAGGGACAGAGUACUGGGAUGGUUUAACCGAGACGCGGUCGGUCCAGGGCUGGAACUGUGUUCAGCAGCGGAGAGAAAUCUGGCGAGGAUGAAGAAGGAACGGUCUCUGCCUGCAGAAUCCUCGUUUUAAUCCCCGUGUGUAUUCUUCUUUAAGAAGUGUCUUAAUUGUAGACUCCACUAAAGCCUGUGAUCAAAUAUAAAGACACGGUCCAGCUGGUGAAAUAAAAUUAACUGUGAUGAAUACCGUGAGCCAGUGCCACAGUUUUAUAAUUUACCCUUUAUUUACAAUCGCGUGCUUAUUUGUACAAGGUACGUCCGUCUAGAAAUAGUAAACGACUCUAAUAAUUAAAUGUGUGAAAUGUAGUCUGAAGUGAACGAAAAGUUUUGAGUAAUGGCGAUUGUUAGCAAGAUGUUGACUUGAUGAGUGGGAGAUACAGCGAGGUACUGUAGAAGACGUUAAAAAGUAUUGCGCAUGUAGUGUGUUAGUCUUAAGCAAGUAAGAAGGCUAUUUAAAAAGACAUUUAUACAAAUAGUAUUGGGGUAGAAAACACAUGCGCCAGAAGCUGAACUAAAGGGCACACGUCUUGCCACAAAUUAAUCUAUAACGGCAUUAUAGAUGCAACUAAGUGUUAUAUGUUAUCAAUAAACU